UCUAGUUGGCUGGGUUCUUUCUCUUGUUUUCACUCUUAGUACAAACAAGAGUCAGUACAGAUAGGCAGGAUAGCUACUGGUACACUGAAAGGGAGGAAGAGCAUGGAUUGUCUGCACCCGUGAAAGAAAGCCGGCAAUCUCAGGCCAGAGCUGGACUUUUUGUCUGCUGAAGAAAAGCAUGUUGCAGCCUUGCACAGAGUGGUUGAAGGGGAAAAGCAAGUGAAUGCAGUUACUGUAACAUCAUGGGGAAUACAAGUACUAAGUUUCGGAAGGCACUCAUAAGUGGUGAUGAAACCCUGGCCUGGCAGCUUUAUGACAGUAGUCCUCAGCUGAGGGAGGCCCUUGAUCCUAACAGCUCCUAUGGUGAAGCAUAUCAGCACAACACUCCCAUGCACUACUCAACACGGCAUGCUAUGACCAGACUGUUACGGACAUUUCUUGAAAACAAGGAUGGUAACCCAAACAAGCGAAAUAUCCAUAAUGAAACUGCUUUGCAUCUCUUGUGUAUGGGUCCGCAGAUCAUGGUUCCAGAGGGAGCACUUAAUACACGUCUGUCACGGCCUUCAGAAGAUGAUAGAAAAAGAGCAUUGUGCCUACAGAUGGCCUUGAAAUGGAAAGGAGCAAAACUUGAUCAGGGAGAAUAUGAGAGGGCGGAUAUCAGCGCUGUUGAUAACAAAAAAAACACACCUUUGCACUAUGCUGCUGCCUCAGGGAUGAGAGCUUGUGUAGAGCUUUUAGUGAAGCAUGGUGCAGACUUGUUUGCAGAAAAUGAAAACAAAGACACUCCAUGUGAUUGUGCUGAAAAGCAACACCACAAAGACUUGGCUUUAAGUUUGGAGUCUCAAAUGGUAUUCUCACGAGAUCCUGAAGCUGAUGACAUUGAAGCUGAGUAUGCUGCAUUAGACAAAAGAGAGCCAUAUGAGGGCUUGCGACCCCAGGAUCUGCGAAGACUGAAGGAUAUGCUGAUUGUGGAGACAGCAGAUAUGCUACAGGCACCACUUUUCACUGCAGAAGCCCUACUUCGAGCAAAUGACUGGGAUAGGGAAAAAUUACUUGAAGCAUGGAUGUCCAAUGCUGAAGAAUGCUGUCAGCGCUCAGGUGUUCAAAUGCCAACUCCACCUCCCAGUGGUUAUAAUGCAUGGGAUACUCUCCCCUCCCCUCGAACUCCUCGCACCACACGAUCAUCAGUGACUUCACCCGAUGAACUCAGUCUGUCUCCAGGAGAUGAGGAUACACCACUGUGUGGCAUAUGUUUGUGCAGUAUUUCUGUUUUUGAAGAGCCGGUGGAUAUUCCUUGUGGUCAUGAAUUUUGCAGAGCCUGUUGGGAAGGGUUCUUGAAUCUGAAAAUCCAGGAAGGAGAGGCUCACAACAUUUUCUGCCCUGCCUAUGAUUGUUUUCAGCUGGUUCCUGUGGACAUCAUAGAGAGUGUGGUUUCCAAGGAGAUGGACAAGAGAUAUCUACAGUUUGAUAUUAAAGCAUUUGUUGAAAAUAAUACUGCCAUCAAAUGGUGUCCUAUGCCAGCUUGUGACAGAGCAGUCAGAUUGAAAAAGCAAGGGUCAAACAAUACUGGAACAGAUACACUGAGCUUCCCACUUCUGAGAGCACCUGCAGUAGACUGUGGGAAAGGACACCUGUUUUGCUGGCAGUGCCAAGGGCAGUCUUCACAAUUAUGUAAUUGCCAAACUUGGCUUGGCUGGGUUCCAAAAAUCUAAGACACCCCCCCCCAGGAGAUUGCUGGUGUAUGUGAAGCCUAUGAAGAUGCUGCUAACUGCCUGUGGCUGCUAACAAACUCCAAACCUUGUGCUAACUGUAAAUCACCGAUACAGAAAAAUGAGGGUUGCAACCACAUGCAGUGUGCCAAGUGUAAGUAUGACUUUUGCUGGAUUUGCUUGGAAGAAUGGAAAAAGCAUAGCUCCUCUACAGGGGGCUAUUACAGAUGUACUCGCUAUGAAGUCAUUCAGCAGGUAGAAGAACAGUCGAAAGAGAUGACAGUUGAGGCUGAGAAGAAACACAAGAAGUUUCAGGAACUUGACAGAUUUAUGCACUAUUACACAAGAUUUAAGAAUCAUGAACAUAGCUACAAGUUAGAAGAACGUCUUCUGAAAACAGCCAAAGAAAAAAUGGAGCAGCUUAGCAAAGCUCUCAUCAAAACCCAGGGAAUUUCUCCCGGAACUAUGUUCAUAGAAGAUGCUGUAAAGGAACUGCUGAAAACUCGGCGCAUUCUUAAGUGUUCUUAUCCAUAUGGAUUCUUUUUGGAACCCAAAAGCACAAAGAAAGAAAUUUUUGAACUUAUGCAGACGGAUUUAGAAAUCGUCACUGAAGAUUUGGCUCAGAAAGUAAACAGGCCUUACCUUCGCACCCCUCGCCAUAAAAUUAUUCGGGCAACAUGUCUUGUUCAGCAGAAAAGGCAAGAGUUCUUGGCCUCUGUAGCCCGUGGAGUUGCACCUGCGGACUCUCCUGAAGCACCAAGACGCAGCUUUGCUGGUGGAACAUGGGACUGGGAAUACUUGGGAUUUGCUUCACCUGAAGAAUAUGCUGAGUUUCAGUAUCGAAGGAGGCAUAGGCAGCGAAGACGUGGAGACAUGCGCAGUUUACGUAGCAAUACCCCUGAUCCUGAUGAUCACAGUGAAAGCACUUUAGAUACUCAAGAGGGUGGCAGUAGCAGCAGGAGACAAGAUACCUCAAUGGUGAGUUCUGCUUCUAUGAGUAUUCUGCACAGCUCUUCGCUUCAUGACUAUACUCCUGUCAGUCGCUCUGAAAACCAGGAUUCACUUCAGGCUCUAAGCUCACUAGACGAGGAUGACCCUAAUAUUCUGCUAGCUAUACAGCUGUCUCUGCAGGAAUCCGGUCUGGCUGUUGCUGAAGAGACGAGGGACUUCUUAAACAAUGAAGCAUCAUUAGGCGCUAUUGGGUCAUCUUUACCUUCAAGGCUUGAUCUAGUUCCACGGAGUCUGGAAAACCCCAGGGCUGCACUGAGCAGCUCUGAGCUUUUGGAACUUGGAGACAGUCUGUUGAGAUUACGUACAUCAGAUGAACCUUAUUCCAGUGAGCAUUUUAGUAGCUUGAAUCCUUUUGGUGAGGUUCAUAGUAGACUGUUUUCAUCAUCAAGUGAUCAAGAUUCAGAAAAUCAAGACCCUUCUAUAAAUGCAAACCUUCUUGGAAAUAUCAUGGCUUGGUUCCAUGAUAUGAACCCUCAGAGUAUUGCAUUUAUCCCUCCAGCACUGGCAGAAGUUGAUGAAGGGUCACAGUUACCAGGUACUGCAGAGGAGCAAGAAACUCCAAAACUAGAAGACAUGACUUUUGGACUUCAGGAAGAACAUGCACUUUUUGAAGCCAGUCUCCUGAGUGAUAGUAAAACUGCAGACCCAGAAGAAACUGCUUCUCAGGACCCUCCUUUUGUGAUUGAAACUGUGCCACAAGGGGGUGGUGGGAGUGGGAGUGACUUAUUAAGUGAAGAUAGCAGUAAUGUGAAUAUUACAGAAGUAAUCACAAGUCACUCACCUCAGCCUUCAGAUGAAUGGGUUGAUGAAUGGGUUGAGCAAGUACGUUUAGUAUGAACAGAGAAUGCAACAAAAUUCAUUUUAUUAGCCAUUACAUCCAGACGUGCAGUGUUGGAGCAUCAAGUCCACUAAAUGGUAGCCCUGAAGAAACUCACUAGCAAUAAGAGAAUCAAACAUCUCUACAGGAGAUUCCAUGUACAUUUUAGUCCUCCUCCUAAGUAAAAUAUGUUAGUGAAUGACCAUUGUUCCAAACUGUGGAGGUCUCUGGUUAUUCUUUUCACAGGUCUGGCUGAAUAGGUUUAUGCACUGUGUGCAGGAACUGCUGAGUACUCACCAUUAUUACUGAGACUUAAGCAUUUGCUGUGAACACAUGCUAAAGGGAAAACACCUUGGAACAUGCCUCUUUUUCAGGGUACCUAGGAGACGCUUCUCAGAGUUGGUGGCACUUGUAAUGGCUGAGUAAGUUGUAAACUUUUUUUUUCUUGGGUAGUCUUAAUUUUAAACCUCUUCACAGUAAGAUAAUAAGAAGGAAGCAAACAGUGCUAUCAUUUAGAAUUAAGAAGUAUAAAUCACAGAGAUGUUGUUGCAAUGCUAGCAGAAAAGCAUUAGAAAAGGUUUUACCAGUGCUUUUCUUCCUGCAUGUGUGCUGUGCACUUGUAGACUUUCAGUAAUAGUGGUGAGUGGCCAUUAGUUCUGUGCACUUUAUUUUUAUAUGCGUGGCCUUCACGGGAUCAGACUUUCCCUUCUAAGUCUGUAGUUCUUUUUUUUUUUUUUUUUUGAAAGAUUUGUACACUCCUUGCUGGAUGCAUUUCAUGCCACAUUCCAACUCAACUAUAGAGCUGUUCCAUUUAGCCUAAUCCUGGAAGUGUUAUACUGAGAGAACAAAUCAUUAAUACAUCUGUUACUGUAAUCUGACCAUCUGUUUUGGACACAACCAUGACAUGUAUUGUCUUUUCUUUAUUUAAACAUUUUAGCAGUUUGCUUUUCGGAAAUAUUAAGCAAAAGUUUCUAGUAUCUUGAAGCAUCUUGGUACUGUCAUGAGAAAAUGCCUUUUGCUAACUUGUUAAUGGAACUUUAUCAGUGAAAGCAUGGAUGUAAUUAGUGAGAAAAAUGGUUUCUUUACAAUCAGAAAUGUGCCAAACAGUUAAAUAGUUUAAAACACUGUAUCAUGCUAAAGUGUGCCUGAACGGCUACAGAGCAGUUAUCUGAUGUUGACACCUGUAGCUUUCAUUAUUUAUAUAUGUAUAUAUAUAUAUAUAUAUAUAUAUAUAUAUAUAUAUAUAUAUAUAUAUAUAUGUAUAACUAACACUGCAUUGGUUACUGCAUGUAUUUACAUGUAACAUGUUCUUUCAUAGGUAAUAUUGGACUCUGAAAACUGCACAUUAAAUCUGUGGACUGAAUUGGUUAGUGACAGGUGCACUGAGUUUUAAAUGGCAGUCACAUUUUAUUGAAAGUGCAAUCUUAAUUAUGUUUUCAUCACAAUGAAAAAGUGAUUCCUAGUACUGUCCGUGCCAACAGUUUUAAUGAUUGCUUUGGAAGUAUAUCGAUUAUUUUACCCAGCACACAGAAAAAAAAAACAGCCUGGUGUUCGGAACUAGACGAUGAGAUCAACAAUAAAACUGGAUGAGUGUCCUAUGCAUUGUUACUGUGCCUUUGCCUGAUCUUGGUGUGUUUACACUUUUACACUACUUUAUGUUUAAUACAUGUUAUUUAACAGCUUAAAAGCAGACUUCCUAGAGUGACAUUCCUGAAAUAUCUCGUUCACCAGUGAAGUUGGGUUCAUAUGAAAUAUUUAACAUGUUUUACUGAGAAACAGUAUUCUGACAUUUUCUCAAGUUUGCAGCAAAAUCUAUUGUUUUGAUUUUUUACUGUUUUUACCUGUUAUACUAAAGAUAAAGCGUGGCAGGUGUUGAGCAUGCAUAAUCCUCCUGUACUUUGCUUUGAUAAAGCACACAGAACAUGGGGGAGAGGACUGAGGUGAGUGAUUAAGGCAUAGUGGCAGGCUUCAGUAUGAUUUGUCAUGCUGCAUAGCUGGUUGUAAUCAAGACUUAGUCUUCUAAUGUGUAAACGUGUGUUCAUCCAUGAAGUUAAAGUGGGUGUUAUUAAAAUGAGAAAAUCUUGUUCUAUAUUUGCACUUGGGUUGAUCUCCCAGGCAAGUUGGAAGGCCUUUGUCUUACAGUGUACCUUGAAAUCUGUUGCUGGUUCUUUCCUAACUUGUACACAUUUGUUUCUUUUAAACAUAUAGUACUUAAUAUGCUAAUAAAGAUUUAAUGGGCACGCUUUUA
Molecule: messenger RNA, 5785 nt
Organism: Protopterus annectens (West African lungfish)
Lineage: Eukaryota; Metazoa; Chordata; Ceratodontiformes; Protopteridae
Gene: ANKIB1
Product: ankyrin repeat and IBR domain containing 1
Exons: 24
Biological process (GO): positive regulation of proteasomal ubiquitin-dependent protein catabolic process; protein polyubiquitination; ubiquitin-dependent protein catabolic process
Cellular component (GO): cytoplasm; ubiquitin ligase complex
Molecular function (GO): ubiquitin protein ligase activity; zinc ion binding; ubiquitin conjugating enzyme binding
Source: RefSeq, a predicted model, not a curated record